Molecule: messenger RNA, 773 nt
Organism: Erythranthe guttata (spotted monkey flower)
Lineage: Eukaryota; Viridiplantae; Streptophyta; Magnoliopsida; Lamiales; Phrymaceae
Gene: PP2-A9
Product: phloem protein 2-A9
Molecular function (GO): carbohydrate binding
Source: RefSeq, a predicted model, not a curated record
UACGUAAAUUACGGAAAACAAGUAAUUCUUUUCAGUUCACGCUACUUUCAAAACUCGUCCGAAUUUGAGAUGGCUUUUAGUUCAAGUCCACAUCAUUUAGGAAACCCUUCAACGAAUUUCACCAAGGGAAAGAUGACCAUCCCAUCCAAAGAUCUCGACAUUGUUUGGGGGGGAGAUGAUCGAUAUUGGACCAUACCCAACGACAUGAAUUCAGCAGCCCAUUUGCAUCAAGUUAGUUGGCUGGAGGUUACCGCUUCUGUCAGAGGAACCAAUCCUAGCAAGAACUAUGAUGUGGGUUUUCGGGUAUCGGUAACACCAGAUGCAUUUGGAUGGAGCAAUUAUCCUGUCUACAUUAUGGUUAAGAGAGGAAAAGAAGGGAAAUUUGCAUGGAAGAAAUUUUUCUUGAACACUAAUGAGACUAAUAAGCCAUUUGAGAUUACGGGGAGGUUGAUCAAGGCUGAAAAACCACUUGAAGAUUCUUCCGACGAUCAAAGGGUUUACUUUGGUCUCUAUGAAGUCUGGAGCGGCAAAUGGAAGGGUGGUCUCAAGAUUCACCAUGCUUUUAUCACAGAAUCUCCAUGAGAGAGAGAGAGAGAGAGAGAGAGAGAGAGAGAGAGAGAGAGAGAGAGAGAGAGAGACUGAGAGAGAGUUUCAUAUAGAGAUGUAUGCAUAUGCAUAUGCUGUAUUUUGUAUUUGAUCUAAAAGAAUAAAUGAAACAGUGAUGCUGCGGAACAUCUUGUUUUUGUUCCCAGCUUCACUUACCUUUGGCACAA